CCCAUACAUACUCUUCAACAACUUCUCCCUUGUGUGCAAUUCCUUUGUGACAACAUGGCAGUGAGUAACAACAUAAUAGCUACCGUAAAUUUCAUAGCACUCAUAUGUUCAAUCCCGAUCAUAUUCACGGGCAUUUGGCUCGCUUCAAAGCCCGAUAACCACUGCAUCCGCUCGCUCCCAUGGCCCAUUGUUUUCAUCGGCGUUCUCUUCCUCCUCCUCGCCCUCACGGGCUUCAUAGGCGCGUAUUGGAACAAACAAGGCCUGUUGGCCUUGUACUUGUUUUGCAACGCGGCCUUGAUUGUCACGGGAAUUAUUCUUCUCAUACUUGCAUAUAUUGUCACACACCCGUCCGGUGCAUACUCUGUACCGGGCAGGGUGUAUGAUGAGUACCGUUACAUGGGGUACUCUGAAUGGCUUCGGGAUCAUAUUACUGAUCCCGAAAACUGGGGGAGUAUAAAGGCGUGUUUGGCUGCUUCUUCGGUUUGUAAGAAAAUGGUUUGGGAUUCAUACACUGCACCUCAGUUCUUUGCUUCCCGUAUCUCCUCUCUGCAGUCGGGAUGUUGCAAGCCUCCAACAGUGUGUGGAUAUCAAUACGUGAACCCAAUAACAUGGAUCAACCCAACAAACCCGAUGGGGGACGUAGACUGCAUAUUAUGGAACAACGACCCUAAUCAAUUAUGCUACAACUGUGACUCGUGUAAAGCGGGUGUGUUGGGGAACCUAAGGAGAGAAUGGAAGGAAGCAAACAUUAUAUUGAUUAUCGCUGUGAUCGCGCUCAUUUGCCUUUAUCUAAUAGCGUUUAGCGCUUACAAAAACACUCAAAAAACCGAAUCCAAAAAGUAAAUUUUCUAGGUCCAAUAGUUUGCCUGCCUACAUUCAUGUUUGAUGCUUUAUGUUUUUGCUUUUAGGUGACACUUUUGACCCCAUGCUCUGAGUGUAUGUCAUGCAUUAAUAGUUAUACAUAGGAAAAAUGUGGUUUCUUGCAGCUAGUGGAGUGCAUAUAUUCUUCUUUUGCUUC
Molecule: messenger RNA, 1018 nt
Organism: Helianthus annuus (common sunflower)
Lineage: Eukaryota; Viridiplantae; Streptophyta; Magnoliopsida; Asterales; Asteraceae
Product: tetraspanin-2
Exons: 2
Coding region: 55-843 (262 amino acids)
Biological process (GO): auxin-activated signaling pathway
Cellular component (GO): plasmodesma; plasma membrane
Source: RefSeq, a predicted model, not a curated record